Messenger RNA from Sebastes umbrosus (honeycomb rockfish), 1712 nucleotides. RefSeq lists its product as uncharacterized. The record is from RefSeq and is a predicted model, not a curated record. The transcript is spliced from 3 exons. NCBI's taxonomy places the organism in Eukaryota, Metazoa, Chordata, Actinopteri, Perciformes, Sebastidae. The coding region runs from base 382 to 957 and encodes 191 amino acids.
UUUAAUUGCUCCCUUUCUACUAAUUCCCUCCUGGGCAAGUUGGUAUAAAGGCAGUACUUUAAUGAAAGAUUAACAUAGAUCAUCAGAAUUGACAGCCUCAGAGUGGAGUGUGUGUGUGUGGUAGAGUAAGAGCUCAUUUCAUACACGACCACAUAGUUUUCACGCGGUCUGACCAGAAGACACAUCACCACCUCCCUCCGCACCACUGCCAGGUUUCACUUUUGUGAUCUCUCUCUUGGAUUUUCUCAUCUCUCGUCACUCUUUUGUUGUCUUUCUGCCUUACUGCUGCUGUUUUUUUUUGUUUUUUAUUUUUGUUUUUUUUAAAAAAGAAGCUUUUUCCCCCAUCAUCUGAUCUCGAUUCUCCUCUUCCUCUCUCCAGUGAUGUCGUCUCUUCUGAGGGAGGAGAUGCAGAGAGUUUUAUUCCGACCUGCAAAACAGAGACUGGUGGAGUUUAUUGAAAUUGAAGAGCCGACGCAUGGAAGACAUUUUAUCUGUGUCUCAGUUUCAAAAAACAAAUUGGUGGAGUUAUGUAUAGUGCGGUGUCAGGUAUCUCAGCCGUCCCUAAAGUCGUCUGGAUCCAAGAAGUCGUCCCACACCAAACGCUCCAGCUUACAGGAGUGCUACAGGAGGACGGAGGUCUGGUCCCUGUCAGCCUUGACUCUGGUUGAUGGACGGGACCCUGAUGUGGAUGACCCCUGUUUCCUGCUGCACUUUGACAAGGUGCGUACAGUGACGGCCGUCAGCUGCUCAGCCAAAUACUCGUUUGUGCGUGCCCUGGUUGUCCUCAGCGAACAGAACUAUCAGAGGUCACUGAACCUGCGGAACUUUGACUGGGCCUACAUCAAGCCCACUUCCUUUUACUCCAACAGAGGAGACUGUGUUGUUCUAACACAGAUAUGCUUCUACGCAUUCAAUUUGGUAUGUCUGUCCAUGUGUCCCGUGCCUCUGGAUGCCUAAUGUAAUGACACAAUGAUUGUGUGUGGGUGUAUGGGUGUGUCAAUUUUAGGUGUGUGUGUAUGUUAACUGUAUAGCAGGUUUACUGUUUAUAACUUGUGUUGAGUAUAGGUGUGACGUGAAUGUAGGCUUGUGUCUAUUUUGCAUACUCUGCUGAAUGUAUCUUCAUGGCAAAUGCAAAUUUCAAGCUGCUUUGUAUUUGUAUAAGUGUGUAAAUUACUUUUGUGAUCUUUUAAUUAAUUUUGAAAGUAUUCUGUUCUGUGUGCUGUUGUAAAAAAUGUGAAUUUCAAAUGGAGAAUAAAUAAAACAAUUACAUGUUUCUUGCCCUUCUCUGCCUUUAGCCUUCUUAAAAGUAAUCAUCCAAUAUGGUAUCAAUUUAGUAUAGGCCUAAUUCACUGUGGUGUCUGUGGUGUCUUAUAGGCUUACUAAUGGUAGCUCAUGACUUCAGUUUUGGCCUAACCAUACAGCUGAAUUAACACUUAGUGUAUAUUUUAUAUGCUGGUUCCAAUAUAUAUUAGAAUGUAUAUAUUGAUUACCUUUUAGGCCACAAAAAAAGUAAAUGAAGGAUUCAGUAUUACCCUAUAUUACCCUCCAGAAUAUUAUUCUUUUUAUAUAUUGUUUUGUUAAGCAUGUUUUGAAAUAGUAUAUAUGCACUCAGUAAAUAAAAAAUAAUUGUAUUAUUAAGACUUUUUAAGUAUCUGGUCAAAGUUAAAGAAGCACAGGGGACUUGGAGUCAUGACUAUGGUCCUUUCAGUAAU